AAUGAUAAACCCCGCCCACUGCUGGCGUUAUACACAGAGGAGCUACAAGAUGGCGCAGGCAAUAUUUGAGGUUCUGGAAGGCAUGGACAAUCAGACGGUGCUCAAUGUCCAGUCAUUGUUAGACAGUCAAGGUGGUGUUUUGGACCCGGGCUCACAGAAUGUCUCAGGAACGACCAUCCAGCCAAUGGAUGAUGAUGACGUCUUUCUGUGUGGGAAAUGUAAGAAGCAGUUCAACUCUUUACCGGCGUUCAUGACACACAAGCGUGAACAGUGUCAGUCCAACACGCCGUCUCUGGCCACCGUCUCUCUGGCCUCCAACAACGCAUACACCUCCGUCCCGUCCAUCAGCACUGGACCCUCUAACAGACAGGUGUCGACGUACAUCACCGUGCCGCAGUCUCCGCUCACACACACGCUGGUCCAGGGAAACGUGUUGGUCAGUGACGAGGUUCUGAUGUCGGCCAUAUCAGCGUUCAGCUCUCUGGAUCAGCCAAUGGCAGCCAUGCAGGGAUCCGUCCAGAGCAAUCUGAGCAUGCACGCGGGAUCCUCGUACCUCCAGCACCAUCAUCAGCCCCUCCCCCACACACAGGCCACGCCCCUCUCCUCACAGGUGUCCUCCAGCCACAGUAACUCAGUGGUGCAGGUGUACAGCACACUGCCCUCUAUGGCCGGAGGCGGGACUGCGGAGGUGCCCGCACUGGGGCUUCAGUCCUUCCAGUCCAUCCAGAUCCCCAGUCAGUGUGUGGAGGGCCAGGUGUUCAGCGCCGCUCCGGUUUACAGUCCAGGAAAACACACCGCCAAAAACAAGAGCUGCACCAUCAGCACGAGCCUCUCCGAGCUGGGCGAAUACGACAAGGUUAUCAUCCCUAAGAGAGCCAGAACCUCCAAGAAAACACAGGAUGCAGGACAAACCAAAGGAAAAGCCCAGAAGCUCAAGUGCAAUUACUGUGACAAAGUGUUUACCAAGAACUUUGACCUCCAGCAACAUAUAAGAAGUCACACGGGUGAAAAGCCGUUUCAGUGUAUCGUGUGUGGCCGAGCCUUCGCCCAGAAGUCUAACGUGAAGAAACACAUGCAGACGCACAAGGUUUGGCCCGCCGGCGUUCACAGCACCGCCUCGAGGAUGCCCAUCACUGUCCGCGUGCUUCCUCUCAGCCACCAGCAGAACUCACAGCAAGCGGAGGAAGAGGAGCACGAGCAAGCCAUUGAAGAGCCGGACGCUGAGGUCCAGGAGACGGAGGAGAAGCAAAGCGACGAGACGAACACGAACAAGCAGAUCAUCCUCAUCGACAGCUCAUAUCAGUGCCAGUUCUGCUCGGACAAAUUCAGCACAUACUUCCAGCUGAAGUCUCACAUGACCCAGCACAAGAACGAGCAGGUGUACCGCUGUGUGGUGAAGAGCUGCUCUCAGACCUUUCAGAAGCUGGAUCAGUUUCUGGAGCACAUCCACACACACCAGGAGCAUCUGACGUACCGCUGUCACCAGUGCAGUAAAGUCUUCCCGUCGCUCUUCGAGCUCGGCCUUCACCAGUACUCACACAGCUUCUGUCCGCAACAGAACCAGCGCAAAGAGACCAACUACUACAGAUGUAUGAAGUGUCAGAGUAAAUACUCUACACAAGAAGCUCUGGAGCAGCAUCUGCUGAACGCCACACACAACUACCCCUGUCCACACUGCAUGAAGGUGUUUCCGUGCGAGAGGUAUUUCCGGAGGCAUCUCUCCACUCACGGCGUCGGCGGCAAAUUCAAGUGUCAGAUCUGUAAAAAGUUCUUCAAAACCGAGCACUACCUCAAACUACACACACAGAUCCACUCAGGGGAGAAACCGUAUAAAUGCUCCGUCUGCGAAGCCACCUUCAACAGGAAGGACAAAGUAAAGAGGCACAUGCUGAUCCACGAACCCUUCAAGAAGUACAAGUGUCCCUUCAGGACUCAUGUGGGCUGCACCAAAGAGUUUAACAGGCCGGACAAACUCAAAGCUCAUAUUCUCUCUCAUUCAGGUAUUAAGCCGUAUAAGUGUCAGUUCUGUCAGAAGUCGUUCAGUCGUCGAGCUCAUAUGCUGGAGCAUCAGCGCUCACACACAGACAACUACCGCUUCCGCUGCUCCGCCUGUAACAAAGGCUUCACACGCCAGAAAUACUACAGAGAUCACAAGUGUCCGCUCGCGGGGGCCGCGCAGGGACGGGACAACAGCAGCGAAGGGGACGGAUCUUCUGCCAUGGAGCCCGACGAACACGGAGAAAGCGAAGAGGAGGGCGAUGAUAAUGAUAACGAGACGCAGCAGGAGGGAAUCAUGGGAAUGGAUGGAGAGGAGAAACAGACGAGAGAGGAAGAGGAGGAUGACGAGGAAGAGAGGAAUAACGAGACGAGACUGGAUCACAUGCAGGAAGAAGAGCGAGCCGUCAGACUGCUCUCUGAACCCAUGUGCUUCCAGACGGGGGACUGAUGAAGAUCUGGAUGAGGAAGAGUCAAAGCGGAGAUGUGUUCUGCACAUGUAUUUCCCAGAAUUCCC
Rhinichthys klamathensis goyatoka is the source of this 2512-nucleotide messenger RNA. RefSeq names its product zinc finger protein 341 (gene znf341). Gene Ontology annotation, cellular component: nucleus. Gene Ontology annotation, biological process: regulation of transcription by RNA polymerase II. The transcript is spliced from 16 exons. Bases 2 to 2446 code for a protein of 814 amino acids. Gene Ontology annotation, molecular function: RNA polymerase II transcription regulatory region sequence-specific DNA binding; DNA-binding transcription factor activity, RNA polymerase II-specific. NCBI's taxonomy places the organism in Eukaryota, Metazoa, Chordata, Actinopteri, Cypriniformes, Leuciscidae. The record is from RefSeq and is a predicted model, not a curated record.